Molecule: messenger RNA, 2256 nt
Organism: Mercurialis annua (annual mercury)
Lineage: Eukaryota; Viridiplantae; Streptophyta; Magnoliopsida; Malpighiales; Euphorbiaceae
Exons: 6
Coding region: 1-2256 (751 amino acids)
Molecular function (GO): helicase activity
Source: RefSeq, a predicted model, not a curated record
AUGGAAUCCGAAACAAGUUAUUCUAAGUUGUAUGACAUGAUGUGUGAUGCUAGUACUGAUCUAUUUGAGUCUCCAUUGCCAUCUUUUUGGAGAAAUACAACUAAAAUUUCUUUGGAAGAGGUUCUUCGAGUUAAAAAGAUCGAGCCUUCAAAGCUUGAUAAGUGGUAUAAGUAUAUUUUAGAACUAAAUUACUUUGAAAUAGUGGGGUUAGCAUCAUCUGUAAAUGAAGAUGAGAAUCAGAGUGUUGUUAGAUUAAGUAAGGUUCCUAUGAGUUUUGAGUCACCGCAGCAAUACUUCAGUAUUUUUCAUCCAUUAUUUAUGGAGGAGUUUAAAGAACAAAUGCGUAGUUCCUUUCGGGAGAUACGGUAUGCAUGGGAUACAAUGUAUCACGGCACUCUAUCUAUGGUGAACUGGGAGAAAUCAACUGAAAUGUUUCACUUUGUUGAGUUUGUUCAUAAUGAUGAUAAUGAAUCUACGCCAUUCAAAAACCUUUACAAAAAUGAUCUUGUUUUGCUUACGAAACAGCCGCCCCAUAAUGAUUCCUGUAACGAUGUUCAUAUUAUUGGAAAGGUGGAGGCAUUCGGAAGACAGUACUAUGACGACGAAAAGAGGAGCAUAUGUAAAGUUAAAAUCAGCUUAUGUUUCUGCGAAACAAACUCGCGUUUAAGGCAAGCUAAAGCUGAGAUGCAUAAACCAGAUGUUGAAUGGCAUGCAAGUUGUAUAAUGAACAUUACUCCUCAGCUACGAGGAUUUCUGGCGCUAUCAUCUCUACAGAGUUUUGACUCUUCCAUUCAUUCAGCUAUACUGAAACCUUACGAUGGUUGUAAUAAACUGGACCAUGAGGCAGCUCUCAGCAACAUUCCAGAGCCAUUGCAGAAUGUAAUCAGGGCAUCUUUUAAUGAUAGCCAAUUGCAAGCUAUUGGUGCUUCCAUUGGAUUGCCUAAUUCCAAAGGUUUUCAUUUGUCACUUAUUCAGGGUCCUCCAGGGACUGGGAAGACCCAAACUAUAAUGGGAAUUGUUAGUUGUUUGCUUGCUUCGUCACAAGGACAUGCAGAGAGUACUUCUGAAAAUGAAGAUCGCUUGGAAAUGGAACCGAAUGAGGAUGACAGAAGUUUGUUAAGGACCCGAAGAGUGCUGAUUUGCGCGCAAUCAAAUGCUGCCGUUGAUGAGUUAGUGUCGAGAAUUUGCAGUGCAGGGCUUUAUGGAGAUGAUGGGGAAAUGUACAUGCCAUAUAUCGUAAGGGCCGGUAAAGCAGAAACAACUCAUCCAAAUUCAAUGUGCUUCUUUAUUGACACACUUGUUGAUCAAUGCCUAGCUCAAGAGAUUAUGCAUCUAGGUUUAGCUAAUAACAAUGAAUCAAUCAUAUAUUUCUGUAUGACUCUUCUUCAAAAUAUGAAAGAAUUAGAGGAACAAAUUGAAAAGUAUAAGAUUAAACGUAUUAAAACUAUACCAACUGGGGUUGGCAUCAAAGAAAUGUCAGAUUCCGAUUCAGCGAAGAGAAUUAUUAAAGACAUUAGUGCUGCUCAAGCCCGAAAUGAAGAAGUUGAUAAAAAAAUUAAUGCUCUGAAACAUAUGCUAAGGAGAGCAAUUCUGCAGCAAGCUGACAUAGUGCUGGCGACAUUAAAUGGAUGUGGUGGUGAUGUCGAUAGAUACUGUGAUGUAAUUGAGACGACUGAGAGUAAUAUCCGUUUUGACGCAGUUGUGAUUGAUGAAGCAGCUCAAGCUCUUGAACCUGCUACUUUGAUUCCUAUGCAGCUUUUAAAGAGGGAUGGACCAAAGUGUAUCAUGGUUGGUGAUCCAAAGCAGCUUCCAGCAACAGUCCUUUCCAAAGUUGCAAGCAAAUUUCUAUACGGACGCAGCAUGUUUGAGCGCUUACAAAGGGCUGGUCAUCCUGUUACCCUGCUUACCAAACAGUAUAGGAUGCACCCUGAGAUCAGCCAAUUUCCAUCUUUGAGAUUUUAUAAUGGAAAGCUUCAGAAUGGAGAGAACAUGUCAACUAAAAUAGCACCAUUUCAUGAGAGCGACGGUCUUGGCCCUUAUCUAUUUUUCGAUGUGGUUGAAGGCAAAGAACUUCGUGGCAACAGCUCUGGCGGAUUUUCCCUUUGUAAUGAGCAAGAGGCUCAAGCUGCAGUUGAACAUCUAAUGUUUUUCAAGAAAAGGUAUUGCCAUAUUCUUCACUUCAUAAAGUUUCUUUAUCCUAGGGAGAUGCAGGGACCCAGAACUCGAAAUCUGAAGCAAACAGUCACUAGUACAUAA